Messenger RNA from Nematostella vectensis (starlet sea anemone), 9601 nucleotides. RefSeq lists its product as uncharacterized. Bases 48 to 9215 code for a protein of 3055 amino acids. Lineage: Eukaryota; Metazoa; Cnidaria; Anthozoa; Actiniaria; Edwardsiidae. The transcript is spliced from 40 exons. The record is from RefSeq and is a predicted model, not a curated record.
CAAUGUGAUUACCCACAUUCGCACCGCUGCGACGAAAGAGAUUUAAGAUGGGUACCCUUGUGGUAUGGUUUGCCCUUGCACUCUCUGGGAUCUCCCUUUCCUCAGCUGCUCUUCCUCAUACUACUUGUGAACGCGACUACGAGAAAGUUGGCUGUUACAAAGAUAUCAGGACUGCGCGCGCACUGCCUGAUAGACUGAUAAACGACCGAGAUGCCACAGAUGACACCAAUGAUGGACACUUUCUUGAUUGGUAUAAAUGGAAGGAAUCCAUUCAUAGUUUGGCCUGUCGAUGUUCCGCUGCUGCAAAGAAAAAAGGAUACUCGUUUUUUGCAAUUCAGUUCUAUGCCGAAUGCUGGUCUGGCCCGAAUACUGCGGAUUUCGCCAAGCACGGCAAAGCAGACGAUAAAAAUUGUUUCAGUGAACUUACAACUGACGUCAAGAAUCGACCGCCUUGCGACAAGAAAAGCGAAGACGAGUGUGUAGGCAUAGAUGACACCAACUACGUCUAUAAAGUCAAAGAAGACAGCGCGUCUUCAGUCGUGAAUGGCGGCUACUCGGCUUGGUCCAAAUGGACGGAAUGUAGCGUGACGUGUGGGGGCGGUACGAGACAGCGUGAGCGAUCAUGUACCAACCCAGAGCCGAGCAACGGUGGCAGGGAUUGCUUACAUCUCGGCGAAUCGGAAGAAACGGAAGCAUGUAACAAAGACGCUUGCCCCGAACCGGCUGUCGACGGCGGAUGGUCCGACUGGACAAAAUGGACAGCAUGCACAGUCACCUGUGGGGGUGGUACACGGGUGAGGGAACGAUCCUGUACUAACCCUGCCCCCCAAGGGAAAGGCAAACAUUGCGAGGGAUCCGCGUCAGAGACGAGAAGCUGUGGAAACGAUCCUUGUCCAAUCCCUUGCAAAAAAGCAAUGGAUAUCGGUAUCAUUCUUGACGGUUCUGGUAGCGUAAGACCUCAGAACUUUCAGAAAGCCAAAGAUUUCAUCUCUGAUCUCAUCACCCAUUACAAAGUCUCCCCGGACGGAACUCAUUUCGGAAUAAUCACGUACAGUACCAGGCCUUCUCUGCAAUUCACCAUCGGCGACGCUAGGUUCCACAACUUCAUGUCUUUGAAGAACAAGGUGGCGAGUAUCAGAUACCCAAAUGGAUGGACUCGCACAGACCUCGCGCUCGAUAUGGCCUCUAAACAGCUUUUCACUAGCAAGGGAGGCGACAGAGACGAGAAGCCAAACAUUCUGAUUGUAUUCACUGAUGGGAAAACGAACCGAGAAAGCAAGCCUUACCCGACUGUAUUAGCUCCCCUACAGGCCAAAGGCGUCCGGAUCGUGGCGGUUGGUAUAGGACAAGGAUUCACCAGACGCGAGUUGCUGGAGAUAGCGCUGGGCAACCCACAUUACGUCGUACAAGUCUCUGACUUUGAUGCCCUUAAAGAUAAACUAAAUGUUAUUCUUGCUGAGUCCUGUCAAGGUUCUCCACCACCGACCCCUGAGCCCGAGUGCACAAGUGCUAGCCACGCCCUUGGUAUGGCCAGCGGUGCAAUUAAAGACGCGCAAUUAAAUGCUUCAUCAUCUUGGGACAGGAAUCACGGUGCAGACAGGUCGAGGCUUCACAUUGUGAGGGCAAGUGGUAAAAGAGGAGCCUGGUCAGCAAGAUACAACGACCGCGGACAGUACCUCCAAGUAGAUUUUAGCAAGCCCAUCAAACUGACCAAGAUCGAUAUUCAAGGCCGGGAAGACGCCAACCAGUGGGUGACGGAAUAUUGGGUGUCGUACAGUCUAGAUGGAGGAAUAUAUCGCCCAUUAUACACUCCGAAAGGAAACGUCAAGUAUUUCAUAGGCAAUCGUGAUCGCAACACUGUAGUGAGCUCUGUGUUGGAGGAGCCAAUCUACCCUCGCUUUGUGCGUAUCCAUCCGAGCAAGUGGUACCAACACAUCUCACUCAGACUCGAAUUUCAUGGAUGCCGAAACGGCUUCACUCAACCGGUUAUGCCAUUGUGUAGCUCUGCGCUAGGACUACAGAGCGGUCUGAUCAAGGACUCCCAAAUGACGGCGUCAUCAGAGUUGAGCUCAAGCUAUAGUGCUCGCCACGGCAGACUGCAUUAUCAAGGAGGAGGGUGGAUAGCUAGGGCUCAGGACCAGAAACAAUGGCUUCAGGUGAACUUCGGUAAGAUGGCAAAGGUUCGUCGCGUAGCACUUCAAGGUCGCAGCAAUGAUGACCAGUGGGUCCAGACGUACUCACUCAGCUCCAGUCGGGAUGGGAUUGUUUGGGAAGAUUACCAACAGUCCAAGGUGUUUCUAGUAAAAAGCAGUGACCGUUACACAGUUGCACUUUCUGAAGAACUGAAGCCACCAAUCAAAGCUCAGUACGUGAGGAUUCGCCCUGUCACCUGGCGCAGUCACAUCGCGAUGAGAGCAGAGUUCUAUGGGUGUACCUCAGACUUUGAAAUACCGAAAGUGCUCUGUGCUUCUCCACUUGGAAUGAAGAGCAAAGCGAUCACAGACAGUCGCAUUACCGCCUCCUCUACAUUGAAUAGCAACCAUUCUCCACAGCGUGCUAGACUCGACACAGUUCUUCAAGAUAGCUUGAAAGGGGCGUGGUCCGCCAAGACAAAUGAUAUGGGCCAAUGGCUUCAGAUCGAUAUGGGAAGAGCCACAAAAGUCACACGCAUUGUGACACAAGGCCGGUCAGAUGCCAAUCAGUGGGUCAAGAGCUAUAAGAUACAGUUCAGCCAGCAAGACCUCUUCCAUGAUUAUAGAGAGGGACGCACGUUUGAGGGCAACAAAGACACAAAUACUAAAUAUGGCCACGUCCUGAACCCUCCAAUCAUUGCAAGGUACGUUCGCGUUCUUCCUGUGACGUGGCAUGGGCACAUUUCUAUGAGAAUGGAACUGUUUGGCUGCACCGAAGGCUUUGAGCCUCCGCCCCGGCCAGAAUGCUUAAAAGCCAUCGGCGCCCAAAGCGGCACCCUCAAAGACUCCCAGUUCUUUGCGUCUUCCGAGCUGUCAUCUUCAUACCGUGCGUCCAAUGCUAGACUACAUCUGCAUACAAACCGAGGGCGCGUAGGGGCGUGGUCUCCAAGCAGAAGUGACAAGAACCCGUGGCUUGAAAUCGAUGUUGGCCGCAUUGCAAAAGUAACAGGAAUCUCUACACAGGGGCAACAGGACGCUAACUACUGGGUGACUAGCUAUGCUCUGCAGUACAGUCUUGAUGGGAGUAGUUUUACAACCUUCAGCGUUAGUCGAAAUCCAAAGGUAUUUGAAGGUAACAAGGAUCGUUCGACUGUACGUAGCCACGCCCUUGCUAUGCCGAUACUUGCCCGCUAUGUCCGUGUCCGCCCUAUGACCUGGCGCGGUCGCAUUGCUAUGAGGGUAGAAAUCUUCGGCUGCACAUCCGGAUUUCCGCUUCCGCCCGUCCCUGAAUGCAUGGCACCACUUGGACUCCAGCGGCACAUCAUCAAGGACAACCAAAUGGAAGCUUCCUCCGUAUGGAGCAACACUCAUGGCGCAGCUAAUGCGCGACUGUAUUUCUACCCCCAUGACGGCAGAACAGGCGGCUGGUCCUCCAGAAAAAACGAUGGUGCUCAGUGGCUUCAGGUCGAUCUUGGCAAGCAGUCAAAGGUCACUAUGAUCGGCACGCAGGGACGAGAGGGCUAUAACCAGUGGGUGAAAGAGUACAUGGUCGCCUAUAGCAGAAAGGGGUUGUUUUGGGAGGACUAUAAGGAAGGAGGAGCAAAGAAGUUAUUCAAAGCAAACAGAGACCAGAACACUGUCGUAAAGAACAAGCUGCAGAGUCCUAUUUACGCCCGAUUCAUCAGAAUACAGCCAAAGAAAUACUAUGGCCAUAUUUCUAUGAGAGCUGAGCUUUAUGGCUGCACGGAAGGUUUCGUAGCCCCACCUGUGAAAUGUGCUGCUCCGCUUGGGAUGAAAGACAAAUCAAUCCCUGACAAGAGCAUCACUGCCUCCUCAGAAUGGGACGCCAACCACUCCCCAGACCGAUCUCGCUUAGACACUGCCCGUCAGGACAAAAAAACUGGCGCAUGGUCUGCAAGACACAACAACAGGGCACAGUGGCUACAGAUUGAUUUUGGAAAGGCCACACAGGUAACCGGAAUCGUAACACAAGGUCGCAAUGAUUUCAAUCAGUGGGUACAAGGUUACAAGCUCGAAUUCAGCCAGGACAACAUUCACUUUGAAUCUUACGAAGGUGGAAAAGUCCUGAAGGGAAAUAGUGAUAGAGACAGCAAGGUUAGCCAUAUCCUAGAGCCCGCUAUCAUUGCCCGAUACGUGCGUUUACGACCCCAGAGCUGGUAUGGACACAUCUCCAUGAGGCUAGAACUGUAUGGCUGCAGAAAAGGUUUUAAUCCUCCCCCGAAGAUACCAUGCCACGAGCAUUCUCUUGGCGUUCAAUCGGGGUUCAUUAAAGAUUCACAGAUGUCAGCCUCGACCAUCUGGGAUAUCAAUCACGGUGCUGAAAAUGCGAGGCUCAAUGGAGAAAAAAUCGGUUCAAAGACGGGCGCAUGGUCUGCGAGGUACAAUAACGCAGAACAGUGGCUCCAGGUAGACCUCGGUGAGCUUUCUGAAGUUUACAAGGUCGCCACCCAGGGCCGACAAGAUGCCAAUCAAUGGGUGAAGAGCUACACGUUGGCGUACAGCCGUGACGGGGCACUCUUCCAAUACUUACCAAAGGUUCUUUCUGGAAAUAAAGAUCGUGACACCGUUGAAUUUAAUUCAGUCGGCAAGAUCUACGCCCGUUAUUUGCGUUUCUACCCGAAGACAUGGUUUGCACACAUUUCAAUGCGAGUUGAGGUGUACGGAUGUCGAAAAGGUUUCGUAGCCCCACCUGUGAAAUGUGCUGCUCCGCUUGGGAUGAAAGACAAAUCAAUCCCUGACAAGAGCAUCACUGCCUCCUCAGAAUGGGACGCCAACCACUCCCCAGACCGGUCUCGCUUAGACACUGCCCGUCAGGACAAGAAAACUGGCGCAUGGUCUGCGAGACACAACAACAGGGCACAGUGGCUACAGAUUGAUUUUGGAAAGGCCACACAGGUAACCGGAAUCGUAACACAAGGUCGCAAUGAUUCCAAUCAGUGGGUACAAGGUUACAAGCUCGAAUUCAGCCAGGACAACAUUCACUUUGAAUCUUACGAAGGUGGAAAAGUCCUGAAGGGAAAUAGCGAUAGAGACAGCAAGGUUAGCCAUAUCCUAGAGCCCGCUAUCAUUGCCCGAUACGUGCGUUUACGACCCCAGAGCUGGUAUGGACACAUCUCCAUGAGGCUAGAACUGUAUGGCUGCAGAAAAGGUUUUAAUCCUCCCCCGAAGAUACCAUGCCACGAGCAUUCUCUUGGCGUUCAAUCGGGGUUCAUUAAAGAUUCACAGAUGUCAGCCUCGACCAUCUGGGAUAUCAAUCACGGUGCUGAAAAUGCGAGGCUCAAUGGAGAAAAAAUCGGUUCAAAGACGGGCGCAUGGUCUGCGAGGUACAAUAACGCAGAACAGUGGCUCCAGGUAGACCUCGGUGAGCUUUCUGAAGUUUACAAGGUCGCCACCCAGGGCCGACAAGAUGCCAAUCAAUGGGUGAAGAGCUACACGUUGGCGUACAGCCGUGACGGGGCACUCUUCCAAUACUUACCAAAGGUUCUUUCUGGAAAUAAAGAUCGUGACACCGUUGAAUUUAAUUCAGUCGGCAAGAUCUACGCCCGUUAUUUGCGUUUCUACCCGAAGACAUGGUUUGCACACAUUUCAAUGCGAGUUGAGGUGUACGGAUGUCGAAAAGGUUUCGUAGCCCCACCUGUGAAAUGUGCUGCUCCGCUUGGGAUGAAAGACAAAUCAAUCCCUGACAAGAGCAUCACUGCCUCCUCAGAAUGGGACGCCAACCACUCCCCAGACCGGUCUCGCUUAGACACUGCCCGUCAGGACAAGAAAACUGGCGCAUGGUCUGCGAGACACAACAACAGGGCACAGUGGCUACAGAUUGAUUUUGGAAAGGCCACACAGGUAACCGGAAUCGUAACACAAGGUCGCAAUGAUUCCAAUCAGUGGGUACAAGGUUACAAGCUCGAAUUCAGCCAGGACAACAUUCACUUUGAAUCUUACGAAGGUGGAAAAGUCCUGAAGGGAAAUAGCGAUAGAGACAGCAAGGUUAGCCAUAUCCUAGAGCCCGCUAUCAUUGCCCGAUACGUGCGUUUACGACCCCAGAGCUGGUAUGGACACAUCUCCAUGAGGCUAGAACUGUAUGGCUGCAGAAAAGGUUUUAAUCCUCCCCCGAAGAUACCAUGCCACGAGCAUUCUCUUGGCGUUCAAUCGGGGUUCAUUAAAGAUUCACAGAUGUCAGCCUCGACCAUCUGGGAUAUCAAUCACGGUGCUGAAAAUGCGAGGCUCAAUGGAGAAAAAAUCGGUUCAAAGACGGGCGCAUGGUCUGCGAGGUACAAUAACGCAGAACAGUGGCUCCAGGUAGACCUCGGUGAGCUUUCUGAAGUUUACAAGGUCGCCACCCAGGGCCGACAAGAUGCCAAUCAAUGGGUGAAGAGCUACACGUUGGCGUACAGCCGUGACGGGGCACUCUUCCAAUACUUACCAAAGGUUCUUUCUGGAAAUAAAGAUCGUGACACCGUUGAAUUUAAUUCAGUCGGCAAGAUCUACGCCCGUUAUUUGCGUUUCUACCCGAAGACAUGGUUUGCACACAUUUCAAUGCGAGUUGAGGUGUACGGAUGUCGAAAAGGUUUCGUAGCCCCACCUGUGAAAUGUGCUGCUCCGCUUGGGAUGAAAGACAAAUCAAUCCCUGACAAGAGCAUCACUGCCUCCUCAGAAUGGGACGCCAACCACUCCCCAGACCGGUCUCGCUUAGACACUGCCCGUCAGGACAAGAAAACUGGCGCAUGGUCUGCGAGACACAACAACAGGGCACAGUGGCUACAGAUUGAUUUUGGAAAGGCCACACAGGUAACCGGAAUCGUAACACAAGGUCGCAAUGAUUCCAAUCAGUGGGUACAAGGUUACAAGCUCGAAUUCAGCCAGGACAACAUUCACUUUGAAUCUUACGAAGGUGGAAAAGUCCUGAAGGGAAAUAGCGAUAGAGACAGCAAGGUUAGCCAUAUCCUAGAGCCCGCUAUCAUUGCCCGAUACGUGCGUUUACGACCCCAGAGCUGGUAUGGACACAUCUCCAUGAGGCUAGAACUGUAUGGCUGCAGAAAAGGUUUUAAUCCUCCCCCGAAGAUACCAUGCCACGAGCAUUCUCUUGGCGUUCAAUCGGGGUUCAUUAAAGAUUCACAGAUGUCAGCCUCGACCAUCUGGGAUAUCAAUCACGGUGCUGAAAAUGCGAGGCUCAAUGGAGAAAAAAUCGGUUCAAAGACGGGCGCAUGGUCUGCGAGGUACAAUAACGCAGAACAGUGGCUCCAGGUAGACCUCGGUGAGCUUUCUGAAGUUUACAAGGUCGCCACCCAGGGCCGACAAGAUGCCAAUCAAUGGGUGAAGAGCUACACGUUGGCGUACAGCCGUGACGGGGCACUCUUCCAAUACUUACCAAAGAUUCUUUCUGGAAAUAAAGAUCGUGACACCGUUGAAUUUAAUUCAGUCGGCAAGAUCCACGCCCGUUAUUUGCGCUUCUACCCGAAGACAUGGUUUGGACACAUUUCAAUGCGAGUUGAGGUGUACGGAUGUCGAAAAGGUUUCGUAGCCCCACCUGUGAAAUGUGCUGCUCCGCUUGGGAUGAAAGACAAAUCAAUCCCUGACAAGAGCAUCACUGCCUCCUCAGAAUGGGACGCCAACCACUCCCCAGACCGAUCUCGCUUAGACACUGCCCGUCAGGACAAAAAAACUGGCGCAUGGUCUGCAAGACACAACAACAGGGCACAGUGGCUACAGAUUGAUUUUGGAAAGGCCACACAGGUAACCGGAAUCGUAACACAAGGUCGCAAUGAUUCCAAUCAGUGGGUACAAGGUUACAAGCUCGAAUUCAGCCAGGACAACAUUCACUUUGAAUCUUACGAAGGUGGAAAAGUCCUGAAGGGAAAUAGCGAUAGAGACAGCAAGGUUAGCCAUAUCCUAGAGCCCGCUAUCAUUGCCCGAUACGUGCGUUUACGACCCCAGAGCUGGUAUGGACACAUCUCCAUGAGGCUAGAACUGUAUGGCUGCAGAAAAGGUUUUAAUCCUCCCCCGAAGAUACCAUGCCACGAGCAUUCUCUUGGCGUUCAAUCGGGGUUCAUUAAAGAUUCACAGAUGUCAGCCUCGACCAUCUGGGAUAUCAAUCACGGUGCUGAAAAUGCGAGGCUCAAUGGAGAAAAAAUCGGUUCAAAGACGGGCGCAUGGUCUGCGAGGUACAAUAACGCAGAACAGUGGCUCCAGGUAGACCUCGGUGAGCUUUCUGAAGUUUACAAGGUCGCCACCCAGGGCCGACAAGAUGCCAAUCAAUGGGUGAAGAGCUACACGUUGGCGUACAGCCGUGACGGGGCACUCUUCCAAUACUUACCAAAGAUUCUUUCUGGAAAUAAAGAUCGUGACACCGUUGAAUUUAAUUCAGUCGGCAAGAUCCACGCCCGUUAUUUGCGCUUCUACCCGAAGACAUGGUUUGGACACAUUUCAAUGCGAGUUGAGGUGUACGGAUGUCAUAAAGGUUCAGGUGGUGGUGACCCUAAUCUUCCGCCGCCGUGCUCCAAGAAACAUCUUGACAUUGGUGUUGUCAUGGACCGCUCCGGUAGUGUUCGCAGACACAACUUUGACAAGGCAAAGAAAUUUGUAGAACGUCUGAUCGACCACCUGGAUGUCGGUUCCAAGAAGACACGUGUUGGUCUCAUCGCAUUUAACAGCUUUCCAUCGACUUACCUGAAGUUUUCUCAAACCAGUUUGCAAACUCCGGAAAGAGUUCUCAAGCAAUUAAAAGCCAUCCGUUACACCGGUGGUGGAACACGUACAGACCUAGCCCUUGAGGAGGCGACAAAAAACCUGUUUUCUUCAAGAGGUGGCGACCGCAGCGAUAAACCGAACGUGCUGAUAGUGAUGACCGAUGGUCAGACCAACACGAGAAGCAAACCCUACGGGACGGUGCUGAAGCCGCUACUGAGAAAGGGAGUGAAAAUCAUUGCGGUUGGGGUCGGGUCCAGUAUUAAAAGAUCCGAGCUCAAGCAAAUCGCCAACGGCAAUGCAAAUCACGUGAUCAAGGUCCUCAAAUUCGACGACCUGUUGCCGCACCUUCCCAACGUACUGCGCGCGUCAUGCGUGUGAUUGCGGCUACUCAGCAGAAGAAGUCGUCGCAAAUUCCUUCUUGUAACUUGGCAUAAGAUGUUUCAGUAGACUAAGCUUUGGCGUGCUAGAUAUAGUAUAAGGUGUGUAGUUUAGCGACAGUUGAAAUUGUAUUAAUGGGUCCCUACCUAAUGACACGGCCGAGUGUCAUAUAAAUUCUUCCUCAAUUCUUCCUCAAUCAAAGUGAAAUACCGUUGUGCCUCCCACCCUAAUAAAGAGACCAUAAAUCCAUUUUAAUGUUCGUCCUCCCAUAAAAUUUCACUGUAAUUAUAUGGGGUUUGAAGUGUUUUACUAUAACUGAUUAUGAUAGAAGAAGGGAAAGCUUUGUAUCAGGAGCAAUAGCGUAUGAAUAAAAGGUGCAUUGGGAA